CAUAUCGAGCUCCGAGUCCGCAAGCAGACCGACCUCGAGAGCUGCGGGGGGGAAGAAGAAGAAGAAGAAGAAGAAGAGAACGACGGCUCGGCGUCCAUGGAAUCCCUCUCUCGCUACUAGUCAGUCGCCGGCGGGUUCCCGAGGCUCGAAGAUCGCAGCGGCCGCUCGCCACCGCGCAUCCACCGCAGGCAGGCGGGCAGGUCGGUCGUCGCGGCGCAGAUGACGACGGCGACGACGAGGCGACGCCACGGCUGGCAACGCCCUCUCCAUCCGCUCCAGAUAGUUGGGAUGGCCGUGUUCAGUUUCCUAGCGGUGGCUUUCUACGUCUUCCUGGGACUGUUGCUCGGGACCAGAGCUGCCGAAAUCACUGUGACGACGAUAUUCUCCUUUGUGGCGUUCUCGGCGAUGUUCCUGUUUGUCUGGUGUACUGCGAUCGAUCCGACGGAUAAGACCGGUUAUAGGAAGAGGAAGAGAGGCAAAUCUAAGGGCUUGCUUAAGCUAAAUUAUGGUUUCGUCUUGGCCCAGAUCGUUACUAGGUUUUUCAGGAGGCUGGAGAGGAAGAUCCUGCGGAAAAUCAUAAGGAGGAAGUACCUGGACCCGAUGAACACUAGCACGCACUUAGAGCCCCUGCUCCCAUUUCCCCUGGUGAUGAAGGAUGAUGCCAUUGCACCUGAUCUUAAAGCAGAUGACAUUACUUUCUGCAGCCUUUGUAACUUUGAGGUAAAGAAGCACAGCAAGCACUGCAGGACUUGCAACAGGUGUGUGGAAGGGUUUGAUCAUCAUUGCAGGUGGUUGAACAACUGCAUUGGGAAAAAAAACUACACGAUAUUCAUUCUCCUCAUGGCUUCUGUCUUAUUGAUGUUAAUUAUAGAAGGAGGAACUGCUGUUGCGAUAUUCGUCAGAUGCUUUGUGGAUAAGGAAGGAAUAGAACAUGAGUCGCGGAGGAGGCUCUACACAAAGUUCCCAAGGGGAGUUCUUGCCACAAUUUCUGUUUUGUUGGUUUUACUCACAGCUUAUAGCUCAGCAGCGCUAGGACAACUUUUCUUCUUUCACAUGGUGCUCAUUCGGAAGGGAAUGAGAACUUAUGAUUACAUACUGGCUAUGAGAGAGAACCAAACUGUAGGAUUUGAUGUGUUCGAUGAUUCGGAUUCUGGUGACAGUUCUGACUACGAUUCACCAGAAAAGUCAACUUUCAUGUCUCGAUUCGUCUGCAGCGGAGACAGGGGAGAUCAGAAUCCAACGAGAUUGUCGAUAAGGAUUGAUGAAGAUCCCAGAUCUUCUCCUUUAACCAAGAAACAAGGCUUAAAUGUAAGUAUUAACCCAUGGAAGCUGAUAAAGUUGAGCACAGACAAAGCUCUUUUAGCAGCAGAAAAGGCCAGAGAGAGGCUCUUGAGACAGAAGGCGACGGUGGAAGGCGAAUUACAUCCGUUGCCACUCGAGAAAAAACGUGGGCCACUAAUCAACACAGACAAGAACAUGGCAACUGUGCUCACAGGCUUAACGCCCACCGUCGCCAGAGGCGUGCUUCCAGGAUCACCUGGGAGGUUUUCAAGUCCGAGAAGACGAUUCUCUGGCUCUCCCACCAUGUUCUCAGGCAUCGCGGCAUCGCCGAAGCAAAAGUACAAAGGCAAUUUUGACCUGAAGUCGACAGAGGUCUCGAAAGAGCUCGAAACCUAUAUAUCGAGGCAGGUUUUAAGUCCUGUCAUACAAAAAGACGGGAGCGAAGCAUCUCCGGCACACAUUUAGUGCUAGAAACUCGAAUUCUCGGCCUCAGAGACAAAGAAAAGGAUUCUUUGAUUGAUCUCUCUUUGCCUUUCUAGUGUGUAUUUAAGAACAAAGAGUUUACCUCCUACCUUUUCUGUACCAUCCUUUUUCUUUCAACAUCCUGUAUUUAACGGCUUUCAAUUGCAAUUCGAAAAUGCCGAUUCAUGCUCCGUCAGCUCAAACUCGUCGGUGAUUGGAUCGAAUGCUGAUGAUCAGAGCAAUAAGCAUCACAAAGGUGAAGAGCAGGAUCUUUUGGGAACCAGCAAUUUGACUGUGCACAGUCAUCUCUUGAGAUGAGACUUCGAAUCUGUUCCGUCACAUUUCUGCCCUUACUAAUUACUGUGCAUAAAGUUUCGUGAAUUUUGUAGGCAAAAGGUGAAAUUUCUUGUCCAUAUUUGUAUUAUUAUUAUAUGAAUAUAAAAGAUCUCAAUCCUUUUUUUCAUUUC
Messenger RNA from Eucalyptus grandis, 2210 nucleotides. Its product is annotated as protein S-acyltransferase 18. The coding region runs from base 220 to 1746 and encodes 508 amino acids. NCBI's taxonomy places the organism in Eukaryota, Viridiplantae, Streptophyta, Magnoliopsida, Myrtales, Myrtaceae. Gene Ontology annotation, molecular function: protein-cysteine S-palmitoyltransferase activity. Gene Ontology annotation, cellular component: endoplasmic reticulum; Golgi apparatus. The record is from RefSeq and is a predicted model, not a curated record. Gene Ontology annotation, biological process: peptidyl-L-cysteine S-palmitoylation; protein targeting to membrane. The transcript is spliced from 9 exons.